GUUCUACGGGCAGUCUGCGCGUUGUCGGUCGCGUUCACCGGUGUCGAUGCUGCUUCGUACCUCUUCGACGAGAACGAGAAGCCCUCGUCGAAAGAUGCCUGUGCUACUUCCGACUCUGGUUACCCUUCUGUCCUUGUUCUUCUUUCAUCGUCUCUUUCAACCGAUGUAUCCAAGUUGUCGGCCAAAACGCUUGUGCCAGAAAUGUUUUCCGUUCUGAAUGUUCCUGCUGCCAAAUUGCAUCACGAGGCCGGUUUCCAACGCAUGCGAUAUAUGCUAACAGUGGCAUCUGUGUGCGGUCUUUCUGGAGCUGUUCUGUCAUCAUUUCUGCCUGGAUCUCGGAUCGUGAACGCCCUCAGCACAGGUUUUGUCUGCAUUCGGUUUGCUAGUUCCCCAGAGGCUCCAAAAGUUCAUCUUUCAGAUCGCCUUCUUCCCUUACCGGCCGACAUCUCGCGCAGACCAGUGAUGUCCGUGUUCAUCUUCUUCAUUUUGGUAUCCUUCGGACUGCUGAUUAAUGGGAAUGUUCUACUGCAUGUGGUUCUCCUAACAACACCUCUGAAAAUGGUUGCAACUGUCUGCUUGGUGUUUCUACAGCACUAUAGAGCGGAACCGGUUGGGAAUUCUUCACGAGACCAAGCCAUCCGUAAGAAGCGGCAACAGGUCAGUCUGGCUGGAGACGGAGAAAGUAUCGUGACCAGCGCCUUGAACGAUGAGGAGGACGAUAUAGACGACAUCGACAGCGACACAUCUUUCGACACGUCGGUGUUCGUCCACAUGGCGGUGGCGAAGCGGGAGGCACAACGGCUUCAACGUAGACUUGAAAAGAAACAAGAAAAGUACCUCUCCGAAACGUCGCCCGUUUUGGUAAAGUCCGUCUCUCACUACAAUUCCAUGGAGCCAGUGAAGAAAUGUCCUGAGAAUCACAACUGUAUAGCAGACUCCUGCUCGGCACGAGUAUCUGAAGGU
Messenger RNA from Ostertagia ostertagi, 963 nucleotides. Lineage: Eukaryota; Metazoa; Nematoda; Chromadorea; Rhabditida; Trichostrongylidae. The record is from the annotation of a GenBank genome assembly.